CAAGCCCCGCCGGAAGCGCGUCCUGCUUAUUGUGAAAGGGACGCCAUAGCACGCAUGACCCCAGUACCCUUCUUUAUUCUUGGUGAAGAAUGUUCUACGCCUGUUGCAUCGUGUAGCAGCAGAGUUUGCGCCAGGAAGCAUUCAAGUUGGCUGACUGCUGUGCGUUGAGAGUACAGGGGGAGCCUCAACGCGAGGUCUCACAAUGCCAACCGAGCGAAAACGAGCUCCCUUUCAAAUUAGUGUAUGGCCGGUUUCUCAGAGGAAAGUACUUCUGUCCAAGUGUCACUUGCUGCUCCUACCAGCACUAAUGCUCCACUGGAUACCGCAAGCUGUGUGUGGCCGCAAUGUGGACGAGGACGACUGGUGUAACCGUACCGUGGAUAUAUACCAGGGUGUGGAGAGUCCCCCAGUGACCGACCGCAACCAAGGUCGACCACUACACUGUACUUAUCGCAUACGAGUAAGGCCUGCUCGCGAUGACUGGGUAGUGUUUGUCCGCUUCAUUAGACUGCGAAUCGGUGAGCCAUCGGAAGAUCGGCAAAGAUGCGAUGGCGGCUACGUGCAGAUCGUGGACGGCUACAGAGAUUCUAACCAGUCAAACCGCGACGCGCCUGGUUUUCACUGCGGUGAGAUUGACUCGCCCAAGACGUUCAUCUCAGAGACGCCACACGUGAAGAUUGUGUUCCAUGCAGACUCAUACGAGUCCGACACGUACAUGCAUUUCGACGCAUCUGUCAAACAGCAAGGCGAGGUGUCCUCGCGGUACGGCCAGUACUCCCAGCUCUACCCGAACCGGCGUGGUGUGCGAGUUCCUAACACUUACUGCCACCGGGCGUUCCAGGACUGCGCCCCGGGCCGUUGUUUCGUGCAGUCUCCAGGGUACCCGGGUAUCUACCCUCGCAAUCUACUCUGCAAGUACCACAUCAAUGUGCGGCGGAACCUCGUGGGCCUUGACCUAGCUGCCUUCGACGUUGAUGGGUUGCGCUGUGACAACCUCCUCAUGUGCUUUCCGAGGCCGGUCACAAGAAACCUGGAGCUGUGCCCUUUCGACUAUGUCAAGGUGUACGAUGGACCGACGGAGGACUUCCCCCUGAUCGCGACGCUAUGCGGCCGCGGCCGCCUGAAAUCCAAUAUUGUGGCCACGGGAUCGGACAUGCUGGUGACGUUCGUCAGCUCGCCAGCGGGUCCUCUUCUCAACACCGGCUUCCACUUCAAGGCCGACGCAGUGUUCGAUGCAGGAGAUGGGGAGCACGUGGCGUUCCGCAACGGCACCUGCAUCAUUGAGCGGAAGUUGAGUGGACCUGCUGUGUUUGCGAGCCCCAGAUCCUGGUAUCCAGUAGAUACUACCUGCUCGUACAAGUUUACUGCACCCCCGGGAGAACUGGUACACGUCGAGUUCCUGUGGUUUAGAGUGGAGCGCGUUACUCUUUGUGAGGAGGCAGUGCGAAUAUACGACUCGCUUCGCCCUGACCCCCGCUACAUCAUCACGAAGCUGUGCGACACUAACAAACCGCGUACUGAACAGCCGAGGACUGCGUUUCAAUCCACGGGCUCUUCUUUGCUGCUCCUGUUCACUAGCAAAACAGGCAGCAUGGACGGCUCCUCCGUGAGCUUUGGGUUUGAGGUAAACAAAAGACAACUAGCCCGGCAGAUGGGAUAAAUUUCUCUAGAAUUGUUCAAGUAUAUGACAAACUAUUAGUAUAAAAUUAUGUAGCAACUGAAGUAACGUAGAGCACAAAACGAGUUGCUAUAUCUUCAUGUCUAAGUGAAUCGCGAGGAAAACGGGUACAGCUCUUAGGCAUUGAAAGAAAUGAUGGCAAUAAAAGAACUCACGUGGUCAUCACAAA
This is a messenger RNA of Rhipicephalus microplus (southern cattle tick), 1847 nucleotides long. RefSeq names its product dorsal-ventral patterning protein tolloid. Gene Ontology annotation, cellular component: plasma membrane. NCBI's taxonomy places the organism in Eukaryota, Metazoa, Arthropoda, Arachnida, Ixodida, Ixodidae. The record is from RefSeq and is a predicted model, not a curated record.